GCUGUGGCGAAGUCACAGAAGCUUCAGCCCGGGUGCAAAGCGGACGAACACGCCUGGUGCCCCGGGGAGGGGUGUCACAAAGGGGAGGAGGAGCAGUAAGAGGAGGUGGAAGGGAAGAGACAGCCUCUUUCCUUAAGACCUCUAGAGGCUCUGACCUCAGGGGCUAAGGGACUAUCCGGAGAGGGAAGCCAGUUUCCUCCACCUGGGCUGCCUGAAGAGGCCACGACCCUGGAGGAUCCUAAGCCAACCGAUCUAAGGGCCCCAGCACCACUCCAGGGACCUAAAGCAACAGUCUCAGGGACCACUUCAAGGUUUCCAGUUGCCUAGACAACGAGCCCUGGGUCGGAGCAACAGCACUUCCAGCAUCUGCCUGCAACUGCAGCCUUGGGCAAUAGUCCCAGCCCUCAGCUUGCCCACCAGUCCAGGUGACAUGCCGGUGCUUUCUACUCCACGAUCCUCGAGGGUGACCACGCUGAAGCGCACAGCUGUGGUCCUGGCCCUCACAGCUUAUGGAGUCCACAAAAUCUACCCUCUAGUACGGCAGUGUCUGACUCCUGCCAGAGGCCCUCAGGUGCCAACUGGGGAGCCCAUGCAAGAGACCUCUGGGGCCACAGCAGCCAGGGCUGGCAUGAACCGGGUAUUCCUGCAGCGGCUCCUGGUGCUCCUGAGGCUGCUGUUCCCCAGAGUCUUGUGCCGGGAAACAGGGCUGCUGGCCCUGCAUUCUGCUGCUCUGGUAAGCCGAACUUUCUUGUCUGUGUAUGUGGCCCGCUUGGACGGCAGACUGGCCCGCUGCAUUGUACGCAAGGACCCACGGGCCUUUAGCUGGCAACUGCUGCAGUGGCUCCUCAUCGCCCUUCCUGCCACUUUCAUCAACAGUGCCAUCCGUUACCUAGAGGGCCAGCUAGCUCUGUCUUUCCGAAGCCGUCUAGUUGCUCAUGCCUACAGCCUCUACUUCUCCCAGCAGACUUACUACCGAGUAAGCAACAUGGAUGGACGGCUUCGAAACCCUGACCAAUCUCUGACGGAGGAUGUGGUAGCCUUUGCUGCCUCUGUAGCCCACCUGUAUUCCAACCUGACCAAGCCGCUCCUGGACGUGGCUGUGACAUCCUACACUCUCCUUCGAGCUGCCCGCUCCAGAGGAGCUGGCACAGCCUGGCCCUCAGCCAUCGCUGGCCUGGUGGUAUUCCUAACAGCCAACGUGCUUCGAGCCUUCUCUCCCAAGUUUGGGGAGCUGGUAGCAGAGGAGGCCCGGCGGAAGGGAGAACUUCGCUACAUGCACUCUCGAGUGGUGGCCAACUCAGAGGAAAUUGCCUUCUACGGGGGCCAUGAGGUGGAACUGGCACUACUACAACACUCCUAUCAAGACCUGGCUUCACAGAUCAACCUUAUCCUGCUGGAACGCCUAUGGUAUGUCAUGCUGGAACAGUUCCUCAUGAAAUAUGUGUGGAGUGCAUCUGGCCUGCUCAUGGUAGCUGUCCCCAUCAUCACAGCAACUGGCUAUGCAGAGUCAGACUCAGAAGCCAUGAAGAAGGCAGCCUUGGAAAUGAAGGAGGAGGAGCUGGUUAGUGAACGCACAGAAGCCUUCACCAUUGCCCGAAACCUCCUCACAGCUGCUGCAGAUGCCACCGAGAGGAUCAUGUCAUCCUACAAGGAGGUGACAGAGCUGGCUGGCUACACAGCCAGAGUGUAUGAGAUGUUCCAGGUAUUCGAAGAUGUCCAACACUGUCGUUUUAAGAGGACCGGGGAUCUAGAGGAGGCUCAGGCUAGGCCUGGGGCCAUGGUAAAGUCUGGUGUCCGUGUAGAGGGGCCCCUGAAGAUCCAAGGCCAGGUGGUAGAUGUGGAGCAGGGGAUCAUCUGUGAGAACAUCCCCAUCAUCACACCCACAGGAGAGGUGGUGGUGGCCAGCCUCAACAUCAGGGUGGAAGAAGGCAUGCACCUGCUCAUCACAGGCCCCAAUGGCUGUGGCAAGAGCUCACUGUUCCGAAUCCUGGGUGGACUCUGGCCCACAUACAGUGGUGUACUCUAUAAGCCCCCACCCCAGCGCAUGUUCUAUAUCCCUCAGAGGCCCUACAUGUCCGUGGGCUCCUUGCGUGACCAAGUGAUCUAUCCUGAUUCUGCGGAGGAUAUGCGGAGGAAGGGCUGUUCGGAGCAGCAGCUGGAAGACAUCCUGGGCAUCGUGCAUCUCCGCCACAUCCUGCAACGGGAGGGAGGUUGGGAGGCUGUGUGUGACUGGAAGGACGUCCUAUCUGGAGGUGAGAAGCAGAGGAUUGGCAUGGCCCGCAUGUUCUACCACAGGCCAAAGUACGCCCUCCUGGAUGAAUGCACUAGUGCUGUGAGCAUUGAUGUGGAAGGCAAGAUCUUCCAAGCAGCCAAAGAUGCUGGUAUCGCACUACUGUCCAUCACCCAUCGGCCCUCCCUAUGGAAGUACCACACACACUUGCUGCAGUUUGAUGGGGAGGGAGGCUGGAAGUUUGAGAAGCUGGACUCGGUAGCCCGCCUGAGCCUGACUGAGGAGAAGCAGCGCCUGGAGCAGCAGCUGGCAGGCAUCCCCAAGAUGCAGGGGCGCCUUCAGGAGCUCCGCCAGAUCCUUGGCGAGGUUGCAGCCCCAGUUCAGCCCUUAGUCCCAGCCAACUGCCUGCCUUCUCUGAAGAUCCCACUCGCGAGCAAGUGGAUAUGAAUGACACUCUGCUUCUUCCCGUCCCCAUCCCACCUUCACCCUGAGAUCUGCUCCACGAACUGUGCCCUGUUAGGGUAAUGUGUCCUUUACUUUUCUCUGGGGAGGGGUGGAGGGUUUGGAAGGCCCUAGUCCUGACCCUACAACAGUAUGGCUGAGCCAUAGGAAGUAAGCAGGAGCUGCCCCCUUACUGCCAGCAGCCAGAAUGUUUGGCAAGCCUGGUGGUUGUGAAACCCAAGUCCUCAUUGUUCCUUUGAUCUGUCCCUUUGUUGCCAUUUCUUUGGGUGGCCAGCCAAUGCCCCUGUCCCACAGGACACCCCCUCAUGGAAACAGCCGAAUGAGGCAUAGGAUCAGACAAGGUCCAAAGUGUGCCCUUCCCCAUGUUAACCCCCAGAACAGCACAGUGUUCCUCCUGAACCAUGAGAAGAGUGUAGCCCUGGCCUUCCCACUCCUCCACCUUUUACAACCUAAUUUAUUUGACUCCCAGUUUAUAGCUGUCUGGAUUGCCAACAUGAGCACCCUGCCAGCACAGGAGGUCACUGGUGGUCCCUUUGGUCUGCCCAGCCUCUGGUGCCAAACCUGGCCCCUCACCAGCCUACACUGCCAGUUGCCACUGGGGGUGCCCUCUGCCGGCUAGGCAGGAGUGAGGGCACAAUGUUCCCAGCUCAGUGCCAAAGAGGGGUCAUAGGAGGUGCUGUGUCUGCUCAGCCAGCCCUCAACAAGAGGGAGACCCCACACACACUGCCACUGUGUGCCUUUCCUGGGCCCUCAGCCCUCUGGCUGGGUGCCCCCCACAGCCCCCUCAGUAAAAACCUCUGGAAAGUACA
This is a messenger RNA of Peromyscus maniculatus bairdii (prairie deer mouse), 3501 nucleotides long. RefSeq names its product ATP binding cassette subfamily D member 1 (gene Abcd1). The record is from RefSeq and is a predicted model, not a curated record. Gene Ontology annotation, cellular component: peroxisome; peroxisomal membrane. Gene Ontology annotation, biological process: peroxisome organization; fatty acid beta-oxidation; long-chain fatty acid import into peroxisome. Gene Ontology annotation, molecular function: long-chain fatty acid transmembrane transporter activity; ATP hydrolysis activity; ATP binding. NCBI's taxonomy places the organism in Eukaryota, Metazoa, Chordata, Mammalia, Rodentia, Cricetidae.